Molecule: messenger RNA, 654 nt
Organism: Anastrepha obliqua
Lineage: Eukaryota; Metazoa; Arthropoda; Insecta; Diptera; Tephritidae
Exons: 1
Coding region: 1-654 (217 amino acids)
Biological process (GO): DNA integration
Molecular function (GO): nucleic acid binding
Source: RefSeq, a predicted model, not a curated record
AUGCAUCGUGGUCAUCCAGGAAUACAGUAUACUAAAGCCAUUGGGCGCAACUACGUGUAUUGGUCGAACAUCGACGCUGACAUUGAAAAUAUGGUCAAAACCUGUCCGAACUGCAUCGCAGCGGCCAAAAUGCCAACGAAGACGAGUUUACAUCCCUGGCCAAAGCCUUCCGGACCAUGGGAGCGACUUCAUAUUGAUUAUGCUGGUCCAAUUGAUUCGUAUUAUUAUCUUGUAGUUAUCGACGCGUUUUCAAAAUGCCCAGAAGUAAUUCGAACAAAAUCGAUUACAACAGCGCUAACGAUUUUUAGUUUGAAUGAAAUUUUUGCUAGAUUUGGAUUGCCGAAAAAAAUAGUAUCUGAUAAUGGCACUCAAUUUACCAGUCACCAAUUCCAGCAAUUUGUAGCAGAGCACGGCAUUCAACACAUUCGCAGCAGUCCUUACCAUCCCAUGUCCAACGGUCAAGCUGAGAGGUUUGUGGAUACUUUCAAACGGGCACUAAAAAAGUUGAACGGGGAGGGGGUAUCUGCACAAAAUCUUAUAGUACUUUUACAAGUUUACAGAUCCACACCAAAUAAGCAGAACGAAGAAAAGAAAUCACCGGCCGAAGUGUUACUCGGAAGACAGAUACGACUAAAACUCGAUUUGCUUAAGUAA